Molecule: messenger RNA, 3768 nt
Organism: Lobosporangium transversale
Lineage: Eukaryota; Fungi; Mortierellomycota; Mortierellomycetes; Mortierellales; Mortierellaceae
Exons: 2
Coding region: 168-3758 (1196 amino acids)
Biological process (GO): GPI anchor biosynthetic process
Cellular component (GO): endoplasmic reticulum membrane
Molecular function (GO): mannose-ethanolamine phosphotransferase activity
Source: RefSeq, a predicted model, not a curated record
GUUUCUUUUUCAUUCUUUUUAGAACUUAUAUCCCCCUCUACAUUCACUCGCAUACUUGCCAUUCUUUCACCCACAACCACCAUCAUUUUUUAUUUUUUUUAUUUUCGUUCCUCUAUAAGCGAUUGUCUCCAAAGUGUGAGGCAGUCAGCCCAUAAAUAAAAAACGCCAUGGCCUCACAGCAGCAACCGCAGGGCCAGAGUGUUAAUACCACGAUAAGAUCGCGUUCUACUACCAAUACAACAGAAUCAACAGCAACACCACCACCAAGACCAGGACAAAGGUUUACAAGAAAUGGAAACCUACAUAAUAAGGAACGAUUACCAAGUACGCGUCUUGCAAAGUUAUUACUGUGGGUCCUGCUGAUUCAUGUGGGUGCCAUCUAUCUCUUCACUCGAGGAUUUCUCCUUUCCAGAUCAGUCUUGGAUUCCAAAAGUGAAUGCAACAACACUGUAGUGGAUGAAUCCUUCUAUGACGAUGCAUACUUUCGUACUCAUUCAAAUGGAAAUGGAAAUGAGUGCUGGUACCCACAGCAAUACAAAAAAGCUGUAAUCAUCGUCAUUGACGCGUUGCGGUUCGACUUUGUAGUGCCCCAUCAUGAACUACAUGAGAAUGAUCAACGCGAGCCCUAUUAUAUCAACAAAUUGCCGGCGAUCCACAACUUGCUCCAAAAGCAGCCCGACAACACCCUAGUCUUUCAAUUCGUAGCAGACCCACCAACAACAACUCUUCAACGUCUCAAAGCCCUGACCACAGGUACACUACCGACCAUUAUCGAUGCUGGAUCCAACUUUGCCUCCUCGGCCCUUAAAGAGGACAAUUGGCUCUCUCAAUUUGAGGCUUCAAGAGGUCGGGAUCGAAUCUUGUUCAUGGGCGAUGAUACCUGGACAGGAUUGUUUCCACAAGUCUUGACUGUCAAUAAUUCACACGCCUUCCCAUCAUUUGAUACACAUGAUCUGGAUACACUCGAUAAUGGUGUUAUGAAGGCAUUGGGCCCCGCAUUGGAAGACACUACAAAGUGGGAUCUGUUGAUUGCUCAUUUCUUGGGCGUAGAUCACUGUGGACAUACAUAUGGACCAGAUGACCCUCAUAUGGAAAUCAAAUUGACUCAGAUGAAUGAACAAAUCGAGAAGGUCAUCCAAAGUAUCUCGGACGAUACAUUGGUGGUGAUUAUGGGUGAUCACGGUAUGAAUGGACAUGGGGAUCAUGGUGGAGACAGUGAUGAUGAGGUUGAGGCAGGAUUAGUGAUUUAUUCCAAACGCAAGCUAGUCAAUAACCGCGGCCUGUUGGAUAAGUUCUCAUUGGGCAAGGACAUCUUACAGUACUCUAAAAAACCGGUUGGAGGUCGUGUUUACAGGACAGUGACCCAGAUUGAUUUGGUUCCAACUCUUUCUUUACUCUUGGGGUUGCCCAUUCCGUUCAAUAACUUGGGAGCUGUCAUUCCAGAGUUGUUCCUCUCAGCAAAGAACCCUGAUCAAGCUAUUCGGGAUCUGUUGCGGGCCAUGCGUCUGAAUGCAGCUCAGGUAGCGACGUAUUUCCAGUCUUAUAGGGCGCUUCAUCCGACAUCCGAUAUUGCACUGGCCAUGGAGACCGAGUUUGGAGCUCUGUUUGAGCAUGCAGAAACAUUCAUGAAGGAAAUGUUUUCUGGACAAGAUCAUCACCGACAAACAACAAAGCAACUAGUUGAAGCAUUAACACUGUAUUCAGAAUACCUUCGAACUUCAUUGACAUCCUGUAAGCGGAUUUGGGCUCAUUUUGAUGUGCCACUGAUGGCUGCUGGUGGAGGGAUCUUAUUAGCGAGUUGUCUAUGUCUGUUACUUCAUAUCACGCUCUUCAAAUCUGUGGGCAUGGCUCCCAACUUGGAGAAGUUUCUGGCAGGCGGAACACUUUUGGGUAUUACACUAUCACGACAUCUGAAACCUCUGUUGCUUCAGAUUCAGACUGUUCAAGAAUCGUCCUUGGGAUUACUCGACAUCAUGAUCUUUUCUAUGGCAACAUUCUCCAUCUUGGGAUUUCUUCUGAGUAUGAUCAUGCAAGGAAAGGAGUUGGCUAAGCAAGGCUCAUGGAGCUUCACUAGCUUUGCUAAAUCAAGGCGGCGAUGGUGGUGGCCACCAUUAUCAGGAUUCUUGGCUUGCCUGUUCAUUUUCGUGAACUGUUUGAUCUUUGCGUCGAAUUCGUAUAUUGUUCACGAGAGUACAUUCGUAAUUGGGUUCUUGCAGACUUUUGGGGUUAUUGGACUUUUGUUCUCACUGCGAGUUCCUAACAAGGCAGCUAGGAUAAAAGCCGUGAUCCUGUCCUUGUCAUUUAUGGUCAUGACCCGGGUCUUAUCCGCAUCAACAGUCUGUCGUGAAGAGCAAGGGGAUCUGUGUUUACCUACGUAUUAUGCAUCUGCUCAACAAUCUGUGCCAUCACAGUGGUCGCUAGUAGCCUUGGUAGCCAGUGGAGCAGUGACGCCAUAUUUGAUCCGCCGGCUCUUGAGUAUGACGAAAUCCAUGAAUGGAAUUGCGUUGCUAUGGAUUGAUUAUGGACUCCGAUUGGGAAUCAUUUUGGGGACGUUGUAUGCAGUAUUAGAUCAUGAAGGGACAAAGGCUUUGGUCGACUCUGACGGAACUGGAGGCUCAAGGGGCGCAAGAGAAGGAAAUGCGUUUGAUCCGUUGAUGGCUGAAAUGAAUCAGGAAGGGGGCAAGUACAUGUGGGCAAAAACAACUCUGGUCCGGAUUGCAUUUGGAUUUGCGCUUUUAGUCGGCCCAGCGGCUUGGUGGGCAAGUCCUCUGUGUAUGGAUAUCCAGACUGUGGAUGUUCCUGUGGAUUCUAAUGUCCCCUCAGCAACAACAACAGCGGCAGCAGCUACGAAACGUAACAACAAAAAGUCUUCUGCAUCGUCUUCUGCGACAUCGGCGCCUGCAACACAACGUCGGGUAUAUAUUUAUGGAUAUGCCAACGCCUUUGGGGCUAGUUACUUUGUGGCAUUGACGAUGGUGUUCCUUUUCGUAAUUUUGACUCAGAAGCCCUUAGGAGUAAUCGUGUUGACAGUUGGGUUAGCACAGAUUGCAUGUUUGGUCGAAAUGGUAGAUAUUUGGAGGGAUGCGGAUUUUGCGGUCUGGCAACUUGGGAUUGUGGAGAGGAUUCAAGCCGAGACAGAAGCACAAGCACAAGCAGCAACAGGAGGGGGAGCGACAGCAAAUAGUCAAGAGUCUUCUUCAGAUUCUGUAACGGCAGAGGUAUUGGCCCAGCAUCCACAGCCUCCAACGCUGAAUUUAUUGUUGCCAACGGUGGUUUUAUCCUUGAUGGGCAACCUCUUAUUCUUUGCGACGGGCCAUCAAGCGACAUUAUCAUCCAUUCAAUGGUCAUCAGCCUUUAUUGGAGUGCCUACGCUCAAUUACGUCUUUUCACCGAUCUUAGUGGUUGUGAAUACAUUGGGUCCGUUCUUGAUAUGUGCAGUGGCACUGCCCUUGGUAGUGUUGUGGAAGUUGCCACCAAAAGCUGACAGGUUAGGCAAGAUUGUGUUGUUCCCAGAGCUCACAAGACUUUGUUUGAUGAUGAUGAUGCACCAAUCGUUAGUCCUGGUGGCGAACAUGUUUUUCACCGGAGGAAUGUUUAGACGUCAUCUGAUGGUGUGGAAGGUAUUUGCACCGAGGUUUAUGUUGCAAGCGAGUGCAUUGUUAAUGAUGGAUUUGGUGUUGGUGGUCGUAGCAGUGUUGAUCAUCCUGAGUCGAGUGGUUAGAGAAGUCACCCAGGUCCUGUCUGUUCGGAUAGUUUAAAACAAAAAGC